Microcebus murinus (gray mouse lemur) is the source of this 2138-nucleotide messenger RNA. The record is from RefSeq and is a predicted model, not a curated record. NCBI's taxonomy places the organism in Eukaryota, Metazoa, Chordata, Mammalia, Primates, Cheirogaleidae.
CACAGCAACACACGGCUUCUCUUCCUCAGCACGGCGACGGGGGCUUCCCCUCAGCCGCCGCCGCCGCCGGCCAAGCCCCGCCGCUCCCGCGGCCCGCGGCCGCCAUGCAGUUUAUGUUGCUUUUUAGUCGUCAGGGAAAGCUUCGGCUGCAGAAAUGGUAUGUCCCGCUAUCAGACAAAGAGAAGAAAAAGAUUACAAGAGAACUUGUUCAAACUGUUUUAGCACGGAAACCGAAAAUGUGCAGCUUCCUUGAGUGGCGCGAUCUGAAGAUUGUUUACAAAAGAUAUGCUAGUCUGUAUUUUUGCUGUGCUAUUGAGGAUCAGGACAAUGAACUAAUUACCCUGGAAAUAAUUCAUCGUUAUGUGGAAUUACUUGACAAGUAUUUUGGCAGUGUGUGUGAACUUGAUAUCAUCUUUAAUUUUGAGAAGGCUUAUUUUAUUUUAGAUGAGUUUCUUUUGGGAGGGGAAGUUCAGGAAACAUCCAAGAAAAAUGUCCUUAAAGCAAUUGAGCAGGCCGACCUACUGCAGGAGGAUGCAAAAGAAGCUGAAACCCCACGUAGUGUUCUUGAAGAAAUUGGACUGACAUAAUUCUCCUCCCUUGUUGAUGACUUCUUGUGGCAUUUCACACACUGUAGAUGGUCACUGCCUUCAUGUCCAUGUUAGCUAAUGGUGUAAGAUGAUGUCUUGUCAGUAUUACUGUUUUGCUAAGCCGCUUCAUUCAGGCCUACACAAUUUUUUUUUAAAGGGAACUUUGAUUAACCAAGUGAAAUUAAGGGAUUUAAAAUAUUAAUUAGUAAUAGAAUGAUGCAGAAAGAUAACUUUUCUGGAUAUUCUAAAGUUUAUAGGUCAGUUUCUCUUAAUCUGAUUAUGUGCAUAUAUGAAAAUGACACAUCUAUAUACAUGUAAAAUCAAAUAAUCAAGCAACAUACAUUAAUUACCGUAUUUGAUAAAGGAAACUUAAUUAUAAGGUGAAACCUGGUUUUAUGGAACCAAAGACUAAUGCAACAUUUCAGUAUAUAUAAGAAUAAAGGGAAUUGACAUGUCACAUAACAAAUGAAUGGAAAUUUAACUCUGUUGAAACUUAAAAAAAACAAAACAACCAAAUUUAUACCAAAGACUCCUAUUGGAAACUACGUAGCUUAAAACAAAGGGAAUACAGAUUUUAAAUGACUAAAUUGAAAUGAUGCUGUUUUAUACUAAAAAUUAUUUCUUAGGCAUUCUGAACGUGGGAUGAGGAACAGAGAUUGUUUCAUAAUAGUGAGCACAUAAUUUUUAAGGCCAAGGCACAUUUGACUCCUGAGAAGAAUUCUUUGUGGUCAUAAUCAUUUACUGAGUUGGAUUGUUUUUGACGCCCCAAACUAAAGUGGGAAUAUUAAUUUACCAGGAAUUCUUCAUAACAGUAUCUUACAGGAAACAUGUCAUUCUCAUCACAGUAUUGUGUGUAAAGUCAUUGGUUUAAAGCACGAAUGUUCCUUCUGGGGUGCUUGUUAAAGCCAAAUUUAUUUUGCUUCCCUAUUGCUUCCCUCCACUUAAAAGUGCUGCAAACUCUGUAGCAGCUUCCUUUUUUUCCAUGGCACUGCCUAGUUAAUAGAAGUCUUAUAAAAAUAUAAAAAGACACCUUUCAUAUAAAAAAGUGAGAGUUGAAUGAGGUAAAAUGGCAUUAGUUGGCCCUAUAUUUUUUAAAGCUACAACAAUUAUUCAGUGUCACCUUUUCUAAGUCCUUAUACAUAUCUAAACAUGUCUUCAUAGUUUAUACUUUCACUUGUACAUGCUGGGCUGGAUUAAGCUUGUGAUUGUGACCAAUAUUCAGGCCACGUGAGCACUGUCUUACCACAUCGCUAAUUAGUUGUAAUAAACGUUCAACGUACAAACACUGGAGUGUGUUUUUAUCUCUCUUUCCAAAAGUUUGUCAAACUGUGGAGAGCUGCUGAAGGAAGAAUUUAUUUUUUUCGGUAAAAUGUUGAAAAUUCCCCUCCAUUUGAAUAUGGUGGUUGUUAUAAGCACACACAAGAUAAAAGGCGGAAGAAUCUGAGGAGUCUUCAUGUACUUCAAGUUCAUUAAAAGAUAACGUGGAUCCCAUGCUACUGAGAGCUUAUCUACACAUUUAUUUUCACUCAAUAAAUGCCGCUUUUAAAACCU